This is a messenger RNA of Labrus bergylta (ballan wrasse), 5754 nucleotides long. It is a transcript of the gene mcf2a, whose product is annotated as MCF.2 cell line derived transforming sequence a. Gene Ontology annotation, biological process: dendrite development; intracellular signal transduction. The record is from RefSeq and is a predicted model, not a curated record. NCBI's taxonomy places the organism in Eukaryota, Metazoa, Chordata, Actinopteri, Labriformes, Labridae. Gene Ontology annotation, cellular component: cytoplasm. Gene Ontology annotation, molecular function: guanyl-nucleotide exchange factor activity; protein binding.
UGGCCAGAUGGAGCCUUGUUUGUUUUGAAGUAGGUGACUGCUGCUGAGCGCAGGGACUGCCGGUGUAAGUGUGUGUCUGAGACUUCAUGAGAGCACAACAUCACUGUUUUCUGGUUGUAGCUGCUCUUCACUCUAUGCAGUUCAAGGUCAGGAAGAUCCAGCAGCAGCCUCAGGGAACUGUCCCAUCUGGAUCUCAGGACCCGCAGAGGCAGGUGGGCAUAAGUGUCCCUGUUGUAGCGCACAGCCUCGCUAUAGAGCGACACUAUGCCGGGCUAUAGGACUGUGAAGAGGAUGUGAGGCCUGGACUACUUUCAAUACCUCCCACAGCAGCGUCACUUCUCUCCCAGCCUGAACUUGUGUCGGAGAACAGGACAGGGAAUGGGCCCAGCCUCACUGCAGGAGGAGAGAGAGCCGGAGAAAGACUCCAGGGAGGAGAUGGAGAGCUACCACUACCUCCUGCAGGCCGGCUCUCAGCUGGAGAGCACUCUGCAGCAGGUGACUGUGCCGGUAAGCAUGAAGGAGGUGGGGGGAUACAUACAGAAACAGGUGGCAUACUUGUCAGGGGGCCGUGGGGAAGACUCAAGUGUGAUCGUCACCCUCCCAGAAUGCUCUGCUUUCAUUGACAUUCCAGAGGAAGCUUUAGCCAAAGUCUUCACAUACCUCACUCUCAUCCCUCGAACUAGGCAGCCUGGAGUAAAAUUUAUCAUCAUUUUAGACCGACGACUGGAUACAUGGGCCUCAAUCAAAACUGCUCUUGCCAGGAUAGCUGCUUCCUUUCCCGGGAACCUCCACCUGGUCUUGGUGCUCCGACCCACCAGCUUCUUCCACCGCACUGUCACGGACAUUGGCUUUCGCUUCAGCCAAGAGGACUUCAUGCUCAAGAUGCCAGUGGUGAUGCUGAGCUCUGUCACAGACCUGCUGCACUACAUCGAUGAGAACCAGCUGACUUCAGAGUUUGGAGGCACUUUGGACUAUUGUCAUAGUGACUGGAUUGUUUUAAGAACGGCCAUCGAAAGUUUUGCUGUGACAGUCAAAGACAUUGCACAGAUGCUUCAGGGCUUUGGCUCUGAGCUGGCAGAGACGGAGCUGCCUGAUGAGGGAAAGGUUAUCGAGUAUCUCCUCGAGUCUCACACUGAAAAGUACAGGAAACUCAAAGAUGCAAUCAGAUCGGUGUCGAAGGAGGGUCGUCAUCUUCUCUUAAGCCUGGAGACAUCUGGGAAAGAGGAUGACUCCCAGUGGGAUGUGAAGUUGGACUGGGAGACGGUACAGAGGCUUCUGGCACAGCUCAGAGACAUGGAGUCAGCCUUCGAUGGCUUCUUUGAGAAACAUCAUCUGAAACUCCAUCAGUACCUGCAGUUGCUCAGAUAUGAGCAAAGCUUUCAGGAGAUGGAGUUGUGUCUGGAGCACCUAAUGGCUCAGGAGAGGGAGCUGUCCAUAUCUGUAGACACUCUGGUCCUGACAGAACAGGCUCUGAAAAGGUUGGAGAGUGUGGAAUUAAAUGCACAGGAGGUGAUGGCUCGGGCUCAGAUCAUCAUUCUUCACGGACACCAGCUAUCCGCCGGUCAUCACUACGCCAUGGCUCUUAUUAUGCAACGCUGCAACGAGCUGCGCCACUACUGUGACACACUAAAUGCUGCUCUGAAGACCAAACACACAAGUCUUCUGCAAACACACCAGCUGCUGCUUUGCCUCGGACAGGCCCAAACUUGGUGUGAUGAUGGAGCGUAUAUGCUGGCCAAUCAGCUGGUAGAUAAGUUCCAGUCCAAGGAGGGAGCUCAGGCUGCUUUGAAAGAUAUUGAGAGGUUUCUGGAGGGGGCACCAUCUAUGCUGAGCUCUGGACCGGAUGUCCUGGCCAUCGAGUACGAGGCAGUCAUCACACAACAGCUGCAGGCUCAGAUUGGGGAAACAUUUGAGAAGCAUGCAGCAGUGCAGCAGAUGAUCCAGAACCGGCAGGCUUCUCUGAGGAAGCUGGCUGAUAAACAUGUGCGACCGGUCCAGCUGGUGGCUCCCAGGCCAGAAAACCCACCACGAGCCAAGUCCCCACUCUUCUCCCCCAAACAUGGUGAUGGUUUGAAGUUCACGUUCGACAUUUCUUUGCCUGGAAAGAGAGCAUCCCGAAAGAGCCCUAACCCCAGAAAAAUAGAGGUGAUUCACGACUUUCAGGAGAACCGGAGCUGCGUGUCAUAUGGUCUGGAGGGUGAGGACAGCCCGGAUCUCUUGAAGCGUCAUGUGAUGAGGGAACUCAUAGAGACGGAGAGGAUCUAUGUGGAGGAGCUGCUGUCAGUUCUACUGGGUUACAGGGCUGAGAUGGACAACGCAGCUCUGUCAGGGCUUCUGCCCUCGAUCCUGCGCAGCAAGAGAGACAUCCUGUUUGGAAACAUGCCAGAGAUCUACAACUUUCACAGCAGGGUUUUUCUUCAGGACCUGGAAGGAUGCCUGGAGAAUCCUGAAGGUGUGGGCGCUUGCUUUCUGCAGCGGAAAGAGAGUUUCCAGAUGUAUGAGUGCUACUGUCAGAAUAAGCCUCGCUCUGAGGCGCUGUGGAGACAGUUUUCAGACUGUGCCUUCUUUCAGGAGUGUCAAAAAAAGCUGGAGCACAAACUGGGUCUGGACUCCUACCUGUUAAAACCAGUCCAGCGCCUCACUAAAUACCAGCUGCUGCUUAAGGAACUACUGAAAUACAGUUCAGACUGUGAGGGGACUUCUGACCUGCAGGGGGCGCUGACAGCAAUGCUGGACCUGCUCAAAUCAGUGAAUGACUCCAUGCAUCAGAUAGCCAUCACCGGAUAUGAGGGUGACAUUUGUGUGGGCCGCGUGUUGAUGCAGGGUUCCUUCAGCGUGUGGAUCAGCCAUAAGAAAGGUCCCACACGCAUGAAGGAGCUGACUCGCUUCAAGCCGAUGCAGAGACACCUCUUCCUGUACGAGAGAGCUCUGCUCUUCUGCAAGAGGAGGGAGGAGCACGGAGAGGGCUGCGACAAGACGCCCUCGUACAGCUUCAAGAACUGUUUAAAGAUGACUGCUGUGGGGAUCACAGAGAAUGUCAAAGGAGAUGUGAAGAAGUUUGAGAUCUGGUACAGUGGCAGGGAGGAGGUGUACGUGGUUCAGGCUCCUGCAGUGGAGGUGAAGAUGGCCUGGCUCAAUGAGCUUCGCAGAAUCCUGACCAACCAGCAGAAGCUGCUCAGAGAUGAAGCAUAUCAACAUGGACAAAUGGUUGGACACAUGCAGCUUUCUCCCCCCUACUCAGAGAGCAAGCAGCAGAGGGCGUCAGUGAGCUCAGGAGACACGGAGUCAGGGAGGAGCAGUCCAGACCCCCAGCCUUACUCCCCUAAACACCAGCACAAUCGCAGGAGUUGGCCCGGAGCUCCUCAUUCAGUAGACAUCUGCGAGGGUCUGGAGGAGUGGCCUGGAGGUCAGGACGCCUUCCACCCAUCUGACAUGGAGGAGGAGGUUUUGGUUACAUUGUCUCCGGGCAGAUACAGGGCUUCGGCUGACUGUCUUCAAAACGGACCAGAAAGCAUCACCAUCAAAUAUGGCGACGUCAUCCAGCUGCAGUGUGAAGACAACAGGGGGCGCUGGUUAGUAAAGAAUCUGAGUCAGCGACAGGAGGGCUUCAUAGCAGCUGCCAGUCUGCGGUUGAUUUUAGCAGACAGCAGUCGAGGACACCACAUCAGACUAGGGGACCCAGGUACCCAAAAGGCAAGAAAGCUCAGCUCUCCAUAAAAGCACAUGUGAAUCUUAUAUUUACCUGUGGAUGGUGACCACAGAAGGAACACAUUGAGCCAUAGCUGUCCAAAUCUUCUUUCUCCGUUGCUGCCUGCUUUCUUCAGCACAUUUCAAUCAUUGAAGGAAUCAUGUGGGAAUCUACAGACCUGAUAUUCCUUCAGUUUUUUGACUGAUGAUGGUCUGGGCCAGUGUUUUCUGACAGUGUAUGCUGUGACAGCGGCGAAAAGGCUCAGGAACUGUUUAGCCCUAUUGGACAAUCAACAGCAGAUACCUGGAUCCUGAUUGGUCUUCCUCUUUUCUAAAUUGUGUUUUUUUGUCCUUCUGGAGUUCAGUCUGCAACACGAAAGUAUGUCAAGAAGUGCAGUCCUGUCCCAAUCUGUGGACAAAUUUCAACCUAUCAGCUACAUCAACAUUUCCCACAGUGUGUGUUCCUGUUAUUCUCUGUGUGUUCUCGAUGGGCAGUAACCCAGGAUUUGCCUGAAACAUUUCUUAAAGCAGGAAUUUUUGUACAUGUUUGUGUCAUUUUUAACAUCAACUGUAUGUCAGUGUUUCAUCUUUGUGCAGCCAGUUGACAUUUUCCAUUGAACUACUCUUACUGUAUUUUUCUUAAAUGUCAUACCUUAAGGCACCUUUUCUUCUGUACAAUGUAGGAGUUAAAAUGCCAAAAUGUGCCAUGCCAUAUUGCCUUUUUUAUUCCUGCUCUUUGUAAUCUUCGUUUGCAAGAUCAAAUAUUGUGUUAUUGCUUCGACCUGACCUCACAAAUAUCCAACAGGCACUUUAAUUGAGACUGAAAAAUCCACUGUUUGCCUCCUGAAUGUGUGCUUUGCUUGCAGCUUUACCUCAGUCACUGUGUAAUUGUCCUUAUUCACGCUGUAUUCUCCUUUGUUUAUUGAAUUUAUGAUGUGUUGGGAGGCAAUGGAGACAUACCCCCCUGCAUGCAGGCAGUGUUUGACAUGUCACUGAUGCUAAUACACCGUCAGAAAUGAUAAAGAUUGAUUGCAGUCUUUUCCUCUGUGGUUGCCAAAGAUGAGUUUUAGGUUCAUGCCACAGAGCACCAAACUCUGUUAUCCUCUUCAGGAUCUUUUGGGAGCCUGAUGUCAGUCAUGGCUAAAACAAAAAUGGAAGAGUGAGGUAGAGCAAAAGAAAGAGAGGGAUAUAGAUUGUGCUGCAAGUAGCCCUCCAUCACAGAGGCAGACUGUUUCCUCCUCACCAUUACAGCCCAGCUAAUCUCGGUUUGCCAUUAAAAGGGAUCAUACAGCUAACACGAAAUAUAGCCUCUGUGUUGAACGCUUAAUUAAAUAUUGAUUGCAGACUUAUAUGAAUUUACCACAUCAAAUCGGGGCCCCAGUCGGAGGGCUGCCUUUGAUACACUGCGUUUGAUAUGGAAAUUAGUUUAGAAAGCAGCAGGGGCUGCUGUGCACUACACAUUUCCUAUGUUGUUAAUUUAUUUAUUUUGCUGUCAUGUUGUUCCUUCAUAUUGUGAGGUAUCUGUGCAGCCCCCCAAAGACAUAACAUCUCCAUUUAUUUCCUGGAGUUACGCUCCACUGCACAUCAAAAUCCUAUUCCAUUCCUUUUUAACUUGUAUUGUAAAAUCCGAUGGUUUCUUUGUAAUUGUAAUCCAAAAUGCUGCAUAUCUUUGCACAGCUUUUCCAUGUUGGAAAACAAACAAAAAACUGGCUUCAAUAUCAUGUACCUGAUGAGGAAAGUAGCCGAAGCUUGUUGCUGAAUGUUCCUUUAACAUGAAAAUGCAUGGCAACUGAUCAACUAGCAGAUUUUAUAUUGAAAGACACUCACUGUUCUAAACAGACUUUUUUUCUACAGCUUUAGUACAUCAGAAAAUAAUCACAGAAAAUGAUUCAUGGCAAUAACUAAUUCAUUUAGGUAGCUAAAAGCAUUCAAGACAUGUUUUAACGGUUACGUGUUGGCUGAAAAGUAAGGCUGCUUCUUUUCAUACACCCUGAUUUAACCCUUUCUUUUUGUUGUCUUGUUUUAAUGAAAGCAGACAUGUAAUAAAAUUGUACAGACUUUUCUCCA